AUGUGUCAACAGUUUCAUUACCCACGCCCGAAUCGAAUCAACGUGAUUGGAAAGGACUUGAUUAAUAUGUCGGUCAAUCAAAUGAAUCGACUCAUUCCCAAUGGUGGAGAUCAAAUCCAUGCCCAGUUUCAGGUUUGGCGAAUUGGUAAGGGUAGUUUUUUAUAUAUAUAGAGGAGGGGGGGGGGUGGAGAAGAAAAAAAUUUUUGGAUUUUGAAAAGUAAAAAGGGAGAGGGUGAAACAAUAGGCAGGGUAAAAUACGAGUAUUAAAGUUGGCAUAGUAAUAUGACGAGAAAGAUGAAAGAAUGGGCAUGGUAAAAUACAGGGCAGAGUAAACUAGUGGGAGAGGUAAAACAGCGGGCCGGGUAGUAUAUUGGGCAGGGUAAAAUGGUCUCUGUGGUAGAAAAAACAGUGGGUAAGGUGAAGUCUUGUAAGGUAUGGUAGGAUAGGGAAGGGUAGGGUAGGGUAGGGUAGGGGUAGGAUAGGGUAGGGGUAGAGUAGGGUCUGGUAGGGUAGAGUAGGGUACGGUAGGGUAGGAUAAUGCAUGGUAGGGUAAAAAUACGGAAGUAGAGCCACGAAUAAGAGGGUGGGGGUGAGUUUGGUAAGGGGGUAAAAAAAUUCUAAUGCCCUGCCCUGCUAUUCUUUCUUGUUCCUACCCAGCUCGACCUUGCCCCUCUUUUCUUUCUCUCUUCCCCCCUCCCCCCCCUCCCUCACUCCCUUCUCCUCCCUUUCUAUCAGGUUUUGCUUUUACCCCUCCCUUAUUCUCCGUUACCCUUCUUUACCCUACCUAACUCUUCAUUACCUUUUCUUACCCUACCUUGCCCUCCUAUCUAGUUGUAAUUAGACGUAGACGUAAUGACUCAUGCCAACACCUGAAAAGAAGCUAUUGUACCUUCUUAACUUUCUAACAGAACCUUCCCCCCCCUACUCCAAUUAAGGGUACAGUAAGGGUAAAGUAAGAUUGAAACCAGCCCACCCCAAAAAAAAAUUUUCGAAAAAAGUUGAACGUGGCCCCCCUGUGGAUUUUUUGGAAAAAAAUUUUUUCGACCCCCGCCCCCCAGAACAAAAGUCCCCGCCCGGCACUGAUUGCAACGGUCAAUAAAAAAAAUUUGAAAAUGAAAAAAUGGGUGCAAAAUGCAAUAAAAUUUCAAAAAAAAUCUCAAGGAAAGGGCAUGUAACUAUGUGUUUACAAACAAAGCUGCUUAUUUCGAGGAAUUUGGUUUACCACAAAUGUUCGUAUGUUUGUUUUGAAUAUAGUCGUUAUCACUUUUCGGCGGUGACUCAUCGGAAUGCGAGGUUUAGCAGCUUAUUUUUAGAGUUUUUAAUGGGUUUACGGUAGGCGUGGGUUAGGGUCGUUAAAGUCUGAUUUAGGCCGUUGGGUUGUUUUCAGUGGAGAGAGAGAGAAAAGGGUAGGGGGGGGAGUAGUUUUUGUUAGAAGGUGGGGGAAGGGGUGUAAUAAUGUUUGUUAAAAGGUGAAGGGGGUGUGGUAAUUUUUAUUGGGGGGGGGGAGAUCAAAAUUUUUGUUUUAUUAGCAGGGGGGGCUUAAAAUCAAAUUUUUAAAAAAAUUUUGCAUGAGUCACCUCCCUCCCCUUUGACACCUUUCCCCCGCUUUUUUUCACUUUGCACCUCCCCCCCCUUCCUUCUCUUUUUUGUCUCUCUAAUUUUGUAUAUUACCCCUACCUUAUCUACCCUAUCUUAUCCAACCCUUCUCUGCUUUACCUUACCCUACACUACUCCCCCCCCUCCCCUCCCACUCAAAAACAAUUUAAAAAAACGUUUGGUAUUGGCACCAAAAUGUCCAAAUUUGAGUACCAAUAGUACUAAAGUCCCCAAAAAGCAAGUACCGAAGCCUUAGAAAGUUUAGUGCCAAGAAAAUGAUUUUUAAAACUUUGAUCACAUCGACUAGAACGUUAGGAUUGGGCGUGUUAAGCACAAUUGUUUGCCCAAGUUUUUACCGUAACUCGCUGAUUAGGGUUAUCAGUUAAUAAACAACUAUUAAAUUGGGUAUAUAAGCCUUUGCGAGGUUUUUCAGCGUUAGUAAUGAUUGUUACAAGGUUGAUUAAAUAUUCAAGUAUUGAGUUACUAUAGUAUUCUACUUUUCCUUUACGUACAUGGGUAAAAUUAUAAGCGUUGAAAACUCAACUUUGUGGAAAUGUGUCUGCAAUGCAAUCGUAGGUAGCCUAAAUUAGUAAAAAGUGAACCCUAGUCUUAGCCCUAGCCUAAGCCCUAGCAUAUUCCCAGGAACUAGCAUUAGCUUUCAGCCAUUAGCCUUUAGCCUUAGCUUUAGCUUAGCCUAAACCUAAGCCCUAGCCUUAGACUAAGCUCUAGACUUAGACUAAGCCCUCGCCUUAAACUAAGCCUUAGCCUUAGACUAAACCCUAGCCUAAGCCCUAGCUCUAGCCCAAGCUUUAGUCCAGAGGCCUAGCCGAGAGCCCGAGCCUAGAGCCCUAGCUUAGAGCUCUAUUCCUAGUACCCUAGCUCUAGCCGCAACGCUAAAUUUGGAGUUUGAUCUAGUUUUAGCCUAAACCCUAGCCUAAUCGUAAGCGUUAAUUCUACCUUAAACCUAAGCUCUAGCCUAAGCCUUAAAUUAAACUUUAACUUAAAUUCCUACUUUUAGACUAAGCCACGGUUGAAUUCCUAACCAAAGCAUAAGCCCCUGUCAUAGCUUUAGCACAAGCAGUUCCAGGCUUAGUCUAAGUCCAAGUUUUAAUAUAAGCCUAGUGUUAAUUUGUGUUCUAGUUUUACCCAUAGUCCUAGAACUAUCUGUAGCCUUAGAUUUCUUUUUCUUACCUGACCCUAUUUACUCUUAAAAAUUUAUCACCCCCCCCCGCCUUUUUAGUCCUUUCACUUUACCUGCCCUCCCCUCUCCCUUCCAUAUAUUGAUUUAACAGUCAAUAUUAACAAUUAACAAGCCCUAAAGCUAAGUUCAUUUUAAAUUUAAAAAAAUAAUUUGACUUUUUUCAGCCUUCGACUCCUACCAAUCCCAACACCCAUGCCAGCCAACCACCGCCACCCCCACCCAUCACAACAUGCACAUGCCCAUGUCUACCUCAUUAAUGUCCACACCGCCGCCCGUACCCACCGCCACCGACUUCCUCAACACCUACAACCCGGACGCCACGCAGAACGGGUUCUACAACAACAUGAACAAGUUCGGUGAUGACAUGAACAACAUGACCAAGUUCAGGGAGGACAACAUGAAGUACAACGAGAUGGCCAAGUACAACGAGCAGAACAAGUACAACGAGUACAGCAUGGUGAAGAACGAGUACUACGAGCAUAAUCAGAUGCCUCAGGAGAUAUACUCACCGUCAGCCAGCUCGUCGGAGAGUAUAACUGAUGACGAGACUCAACAUGAUCUACAGUUUGAGCAUCAUGAAGGUCAGGGGCAGGUUCCGAUGUGUGUACCUCAACAAAUGGUAGGGUUUUGGGUUGUUAUUUUGGGUAGGGUAGAGUUUGGGUUAUAAUUUGAGUUAGGGGUGGAUUGUAAUUUAGGGCAAGGUUAGGCUAUGAAUAAUGGGCCGAGCUUAUUUUAUAGUAGGGUAGGCUUUAGGGCCAAGUAAGGCUUUGAGCACAAUGAGGUACAGGAGACAAGAGAAUCUUAGGUACGGUAGAGCUCAGGGUAAACUCGAGCUUUAGGUACGAUAGGUUCUUGGAUGCGGUAAAACUUAAGGUGACGGUAGGGGUACGACAUAGCUAAGGGCAUGGUAGUGUAUUAGUUACGGUAGUGCUUAAAGUAUGGUGGGACUUUAGAUACGGUAAAGCCUAGGGUACGGUAGGUUUAAAGAAUAAUAGAGCCUAAAGUACAGUAGGGCCAAGUGUAUAAUUCCAAAAUACGGCAAGGCUUUCGGCACUAUAGAGCUAAGAGUACGUUAGAGCCUAGGGCACAGUAGGGCCUAGGGUACGGUAGGGAUUAGGGUACGGUAGGGCCUAGGGUACGGUAGGGAUUAGGGUACGGUAGGGCCUAGGGUACGGUAGGGAAUAGGGUACAGUAGGGCCUAGGGUACGGUAGGCCUUCGGGUACGGUAGGCCUAAGGUACGGUAAAGCCUAAGAUACGGUAUAACCUAGGGUACGGUAGGGCCUAUGAUAGAAUAGGGCAAGGUUAUAUUUUUGAUCUAAAAACUUAAUUUUAAUUAUUUCAGAUGAGCUACCAACAGCAAUGUCAACAACGUUUCUCGUACAUGAAUGUGACUCCACAGCACAGUCAUUUUCAACAACCUAACUUUAUGCAACACCAUCAGUUUCCAGCGCCAGCUCAGCCCGAUUUCAACGCCAAACAAGGCAUAAAUCAAGCGAAUAGUGGUCGGACAGUCCAUUUAUGGCAUUUUAUCAAAGAAUUACUCGAGAAUCCAACAGAAUACAGUACUUGUGUACGAUGGGUGGAUCGGGAGGAAGGUGAGAUUACACUACUCUAUCUUACUUUACCCUACCAUACCCUACCUUACCCCACCCUACCCUAUCCUACCCUACCUUACCGUAUCAUCUCCUACGGUACCCUACCCUUACCCUAUCCUACCCUACCUUACCGUAUCAUCUCCUACAUUACCAUAAGCCUUAACACGUCUUAUGCCCUACCGUAUUCUAGGUCUGACCGUAUUUUUUCUUCCCUAACCUCUGCCGUAAUAUACCCUAGACCUUACUGUACCCUAACUAGGUUCUACCGUACCUUUUCCUACAUUCCCCUAUGACUAACUAUCCAAACGUAGGCCCUAACGUCCCCUAGGUCCUAUCGUACCCUAUCCUAAGCCUUACCGUACCUUACUCUAGGCCCCACCCUAACCUACUAUAUAAUGCCAUAUUAAUGUUCUCACUUCCAGGCACAUUCAAAAUCGAGUCCUCAAUGCAAUUGGCACGUUACUGGGGAAUCCGAAAGCAUCGUGAGAAGAUGAACUAUGACAAACUCAGUCGUUCACUUCGACAGUACUACAAGAAGGGCAUAAUUCAGAAGCCGGAGAAGAAGCAACGUCUGGUCUACAAGUUUCUGCCACCUUAUAGUCAUUGGCGACCACAGCUGAGCUAG
Messenger RNA from Bursaphelenchus okinawaensis, 5018 nucleotides. The record is from the annotation of a GenBank genome assembly. NCBI's taxonomy places the organism in Eukaryota, Metazoa, Nematoda, Chromadorea, Rhabditida, Aphelenchoididae.